This is a messenger RNA of Necator americanus (New World hookworm), 999 nucleotides long. RefSeq lists its product as uncharacterized. The transcript is spliced from 11 exons. The record is from RefSeq and is a predicted model, not a curated record. NCBI's taxonomy places the organism in Eukaryota, Metazoa, Nematoda, Chromadorea, Rhabditida, Ancylostomatidae. The coding region runs from base 1 to 999 and encodes 332 amino acids.
AUGGGUGGUGCCAGCAAGGAUUUCACCACGCUCCUAGCCACUACGUUCCACCGAAGCGCCUCGAAAGAAGCCGCGUACGCAAUUGCCGUACGAUACUACCGGCAUAGCAUGGUUCUCAUUCAGGUGGAAUUAACUAACACCGUGCAAGUCCACGACCUUCUAUCGUUUCUAUUGGCACGGUCGUACAACAAUUUUCGAGUGAGUGAAGAUAACUUCUUUGCUCCAGUUGCUACAUCAACUAGCUCAUCAUUUCCGCCGCCGUUACCUAAUCCCUUAACGUGCCCACCACCCAUUUCGCAAGUGAGCUUGGCAACUCCUCGAAGUGAAAAUGAUUCGUUUCCUCCUUCUCUUACAUUUGAAAGAAAAGCUCCAGCCACAUAUAAUCCCAUCACAUCUACUCCUCGCCAUUUAGAGCAAAAACCGGCCUCCCAUCAGAGGUCAUUAAUGCUAGCGACUUCUUCGAGAAAUACUUCCCUCAUGUCUACCUCGACAUCAACAGAUCUGAUGGCAGAUGAUGACACAGAUGAGAACGAUCUUUCUAUAGACAAUCCUUCUGAGUUGCAUGAUAGCGUGACAACAGAAAGAGACGAUGAAGCGUCCUGCCUAAUGGUAAAGACCGCCUCCGAGGAAUCCAGUAUUGACCUUCAACAGCUCCGCAAGGAGAUUACCAGAAUGAGGCGAGGAAAUUUGUUGGGCGGGAAAAUAGAAUGUGCAGUUUGCGAUGAGAAACAUGGAAUCAAGUGCAAAGCAGAAGCUCUUGUCAAGCAUAUAAAUCGGAUGCACGCCAAAAUCCACAUGUAUCGUUGUGGACGUUGUAACUUUUCUGCCCCCGAAAGAUCAUCAGUGAUGACUCAUGCUCGAAAGCACAAAGUUAUCGUAGAUGGAGUUUUUGAUCGACCGGAGGAACUUCUUCUAAUCGAUAUUCCAUUAUCUGCAAGUGAUAUAUGGACGCUGAAGGAGUUGAUGGAGGUGUGUUUCGGUAUUCGAUGGAAGUGCUAG